Molecule: messenger RNA, 546 nt
Organism: Prorocentrum cordatum
Lineage: Eukaryota; Dinophyceae; Prorocentrales; Prorocentraceae
Source: the annotation of a GenBank genome assembly
AUGGCGGCGGCGGUGGCGGCGCAGCCCCAGCCGCCACGCGAGGCGCUGCGGCAGCUGCUCCGCGCGCAUCCGCGGGUGCACCCCGGCAGCGCCGCGGCCGCCGAGUUCUGCGCUGCUGGCCUGGGCGCCCUGCCGUGCAUGGAGUGGGACGAGGAUUCGAGGGGAGAAGGGGCCUCGCGGCCCUGGGGGCGCCUUCUCGAGAGCCCCGCGCGGCAGAGCCCCUUGCCGCCGAGCGGCGCGCCGGGGGGGCCGACCGAGCCCGCCCCCGGCGAGCCGCCGCGGCUGGUGCCGCCGCCAGGCGGCGGCGCAGGCACGCCGGAGGAUCAGGAGGCGACGCCCUCGAGCGCCGCGAGCCCCGGCAGCGGUGGGCGCCGCCCCGCCGGCGGCGCCGCGCCGCACAGGCAGCAGGCGCACGCCGCGGCGCCGGCGGGCCCGGAGCCCGCGGAGGCACCGCGGGCGGAGUCCGGCGCCGACGGGCAGCCAGAGGAGGACCAUUUUCUGGCAGCCCGGCGCCACCGCUGGGCUGCUGGCCUGCGCCGCGGAUGA